This is a messenger RNA of Anoplopoma fimbria (sablefish), 6868 nucleotides long. RefSeq names its product FYVE and coiled-coil domain-containing protein 1-like. Gene Ontology annotation, biological process: positive regulation of autophagosome maturation; plus-end-directed vesicle transport along microtubule. Gene Ontology annotation, cellular component: lysosome; autophagosome; late endosome. NCBI's taxonomy places the organism in Eukaryota, Metazoa, Chordata, Actinopteri, Perciformes, Anoplopomatidae. Gene Ontology annotation, molecular function: metal ion binding. The transcript has 18 exons. The coding region runs from base 113 to 4573 and encodes 1486 amino acids. The record is from RefSeq and is a predicted model, not a curated record.
CAUCCACAGACCCGCCCCUCAGCAGCUAGCAAGUUUCUGCCGUAUCACCUACAAACAGCACUCUGGACAGUUUUACAACCAAAUUUCCUGACUAAACUGCCCUUACCCCACCAUGGCCUCCUCCACAUCAGUUGGAGAUAAUCAACUGCAGAGGAUAAUCAGAGAUCUGCAUGAUGCUGUGUUUGAGUUGAGUAAAGAACACAACGAGUGUGGAGAACCUGUAACUGAUGACAGCGCCAACCUACACAAGUUCUUCUAUAAACUAGAAUACCUACUACAGUUUGACCAGAAAGAGAAGACAACCUUUCUUGGUCAGAGGAAAGACUACUGGGAUUACUUCUGCGAGUGCCUGAUUAAGAUCAAGGGAGCUAACGAUGGCAUCCGUUUUGUUAAAUCCAUCGCUGAGUUGAAGACCUCACUGGGGAAAGGACGGGCCUUCAUCCGCUACUCACUCGUUCACCAGCGUCUUGCUGACACACUGCAGCAGUGUUUUUUAAACCAGAAGCUCACAAGCGACUGGUAUUAUGCCCGGAGUCCCUUCCUUAAGUCGCAUCUGACUUCUGACAUAAUCAACCAUCUUUAUGAGCUCAACCAGAUCCACUUUGACGUGGCAGCCAGAGGUUAUGACCUUGAUGCAGAUUGGCCAACCUUUGCACGGCGAACUUUAGGCACCGCCUCACCAGCUUAUGUGUGGAGGCCUCCCAGUCGCUGCUCCAGCAUCAACAGUCUUGUUAGCAGCUACUCCCACUCACAGGUGCAGGAGUUUGUCCCAAACUCAGACCUCAGUCACAGUCUCCUUGGUGAGCUGGGUGAACUGGGUGAACUGGGGGAACCCUCCCCUUGCAGCAUUGCAGAGAACCUCCGCAUUGAGCUUGACCAGUCCGAGCUGAAACAGCAGGAGCUUCUGCUACGGGUUCAGGAGUUAGGGAGAGAGGCUUGCGAGCUGAAAGGCGUGGUUAAAGACCUUCAGGGCCAACUAUUAGCUGCUCAGAAGUCCUCUGGCGACUCUGCAUCUAUAGCAGCCCAAAGUAACCAAGAAACAGAUAAUCAGGAGAGAGCUACACUUCAAACCUGUAGGGAAGCAUUAAAUGGUGAACUUAAAGACAGACUCACAGCUGCUGAGAACAAAAAUAUGGAGCUUCUCUCUAAGUUGGACGAGGCUCUUAAAGAAAAGGGACAACAAACCGCCAGCUACUGCGACUCAGCGUGGAAAAUCCAGGACCUCCUGGAUAAACUCAAGACAGCAGAGGAGGAAAGGAUGGAGGCAAAGAGAGAGGCUGAGGACAGGGCCAGGCACUCUGAGCGUCUGUCCCAGGAACUGAAACUCAGGGAAGAAGAGUUGAGUAACAGAGAGGAGAAACUGGCUGAAGUAAAAUCCGGAGCCCAUGACGAACGUGAGGCGGCGCUCAAGCGGUUGGAGGAGCUCCAAAGUGCAGUUGGACGAAUUCAGGGAGCGCUGAGUUUGAAAGAGAAAGAGACGGGGAACUUGAGAGCCCAGCUUCAGGAUCUACAAGCGUCACUGGAGUGCAGAGAACGACAGGCGGAGGACCUGAGGAAAAGACUGCACGAGGAGAGGGAGGAGGUAAUGCAGAGAUGUAGCAUGAGUAGUAGCAAGAAUGAGGAGCUUGAGAGCCACCUCUGUGAUGUAAGAGCAGCUCUGAAAAACAGAGAGAAAGAGCUCACCUUUGGUUCCGAGAAAACAAAGCACCUAGAAAAGCAGUUGGAGAAGCUAAGUGUUGAAAAAGAAAGUCUGAGCUUUAGACUUGCUGAUAUUGAAGUUGCUUCCUCUAAGAACCUCGAGGACUACAAAACCAAAUGCAGCAAUCUCAUGGAAAUAAAUGCUAAGCUACUCCAAACAGUCAAGAAGAGUGAGGGGAGCAUUACAGAGCUGACUGAGAGCAGGGCCGCCUUGUUAGAGCAGCUAGCUUCUUUCAGGGCUUCUGAGAAGCACUUGAAGGGCCGAGUUGAGGCUGCAAAGAUGUGUGUGGAAGAUAGGGAGAAGAAGCUUCUAGAUGAAAACCUGCAUUUGGAGGAGAUUGCCCAGAAGGCGCUGGUCGGUAAGGAAGUAUGUGAUGCUCAAAUAAAGAAGCUAGAGAAUGAGAACAGGGAGCUUCUUGAGGACCAGUCCUCAUUGAAGGAACAGUUGGCAACAACUCAACAGGAACUUGAAUCACUCACUGCCAAAGCUGAACAUGUGGACAAGAAGCUCAAUGUGUCCCAAAGAAGCCAAGCAGAGUUACUUGAAAAACUCCAGGAAACUGAGACUAAACUGAGAGACCAGACUGUAGAAUGUGGGCAUCUGCAAGCCAGAGCAGAGGAGCUGGAGAGCAGGACGGGGGAGCUUCAUGCUGAAAAAGGAGCUGCAGAGAGCAAUGAAAAAAUGCAGAAGCUUCAUGAUGAGCGUCGGACAUCCUCAGCGGAAACCAAAGAGACCCCGUUCAGGCUAGUUAUGGCUGAGGCUCAACUGGAGCUCAACCUAAGGGAAGUGCACCGGCUCCAGGAAGAAGUGGUGGAGCUCAGGGCUCAGCUUCUAGCAGGAACUGAGGAGCGGAUGAAGGUUCAGGCACUCCAGGAGGUGACGGAGUCCUCCAGAGAGGACCUCCGUGUGUUAGCAGAACAACUCAAAGCCCAGGUGGAGGAGCUAAACCGCCGCCAUGUGGAUGAGAUUCUCCGAUCCCGCGAGCGAGAGGAGGGUCUUAUCCGGGAGCGUGACGGUGAGGCUCAGGCUCGAGCAGGUCUGGCUGCAGAAGUGACGGCCUCCAGAGAGGAGCUCAACAAACUAAAGUCGCGUUAUGAGGCCUUGUGUCUGGAGAACAGUGAAUCCAGGGAGGCGCUCCAUAGAGCCAACACAGAAACAGCUGAACUCGGUGUGCAUGUGUGUAUGCUAACUGCUGAGAACGAAGAGGCUCGUCUGCGCUGGGAGGGCUUGUCAACCAGGCUGCAAGAGCUGGACGAGGAGGCGGCUAAGGAGGCAGAGAGGCUGAAUACCUACGUGGAGCAGCUGAGACGGGAGAACCAGCGACUCCUCGAUCAGCUAAACGACGAAGACGGGAUGUUGGCAGUCAAGAAGGAGCUGCAGGAAAAGCUUAGCAAGGCCAAAGAGCAAGCUGAAGCUGUGCAGGAGACUAGCAAAGAGGAGAUACAGGCAAUCCGAUUCCAGCUCAGCAGCCAAGCCUUGAGCAACAGCAGCCAGCUCCAGACUGUGAAUCAAGAGUUAAAAGAAGGGAAAUUGAAGCUGAAGACUGAGCAUGAGAAAGUGGUCGAACUGGAGAACAAAUACAAACAGCUAGAGGCUGAGAAUCAGAGAUAUUGCCAACAGAUUGAAGAGAAAAACAUCCAGAUGGCCGAUUCUGAAAAUCUCAUGCAGCAGAAAGAAGAAGAGAUAAUCCAUCUGAAAGGGAAUUUAUCAAGGGCUGAGAAAGGUCUAACAGCGGCUCAGCAGACCUGUCAGGAGAUGAGUGAGAAUCUACGGAGAGUCACACAGGACAAACAGAGCUUUGAUCUUAAGACGGCAGCUGAACUCGACGAUCUUUACCGCACCAAAAUCAAUUUGGAAGAAAGGCUCGUAGAACUUAUCAGGGAAAAAGAUGCACUAUGGCAGAAGUCUGAUGCCCUGGAGUUUGAGCAGAAACUGCGAGAUGAGGAGACGGAGAGGGACGUCAACUACUGUCUUGGCUGUCACAGUCAGUUCAGCUGGUUGCUCCGCAAGCACAACUGCAGACUGUGUGGGCGUCCCUUCUGCUACUACUGCUGCAGUAACACAGUGAGCACCCAGCAGGCCGGCCACAGAGAGCGCUGCUGCAGCGACUGUUACAACCAGCACAGCGCAGUGAUAGAGCGCCACCCACAGGAGGAAGUCACUCACAGCACACCAGGGACACCUUUCAGUCGCCUGCUGCAGGCUGGGAGAGCUAUGACAAGUGGAUCAGGAGCAGAUGAAGGUGACAAGCAGAAUGAUGGUGUUUUUGACAUCAUCACAGAGGACGAGGUUAGCGGGGUCUAUGACAGUGACACCCUCUCUUUUGCCACCGCCUGCUCUCCUGGACACGGACAGCAGGGGGCAGCACAACUAAACAGCAGUCACAGUGCAGGAGACCUCACAUCAGAUGAUACUGAGGACUUCAGUGCUGCAGUACAGGAUGCAGAGAUCUGCCUGCUUCAGUCUGGAGACCUCACGCUCUCUGUCCCAUUCACAGUGGAUGACAUCUCAGCGUUCGGGGACAGCUCUCGAGAGCUCUUCAUCAAGUCCAGCUGUUACAGCACCAUCCCCAUCUCCAUGAGUAGUCCUGGUCCUACUGUCUCCUGGACGUUUACCUCGGAACCGAAGAGCAUCUCCUUCAGUGUGGUCUACAGGGAGAGCACAGAGACUCCACUGGAGCAGGCCAAGGUCUUGAUCCCACUGACUCGCUGUAACUCCCACAGAGAGACAAUCCAGGGGGAACUGAAAGUCAGAAACGCUGGAGAAUACACACUUGUCUUUGACAACUCUUUCUCCAGGUUCAUCUCAAAGAAAGUGCUGUAUCAACUGAGUUUAGACAAGCCUGUCAUCUACGAUGGAACUGACCUCCUCUGAACGUGACAGGAAGGAGGAGACGUAGGUGUGAAACUGACUGUUGAAACAAACAGGGGGUUUAAACUCUUGCACAUAGUUUCGAGGCAACUGGGUUAGAGUCCACUGACAUUUACCGACCUCAAUGCAUUUAAAGAAAACAAUGAGGCAAAACAAUGUUACACUAUUGAAUGUGAGCAUGCACUACCUUUUCACAAAAGCCUGAUGUUUCAGUUUAAAUUUAACAUUAAGGGUUUCAAACUUCACUCCGAGAUGGUUGGAGGAUUGUUGCAUAUUUUGAAUGUGAAGAGCUUGUUUGCCUGUGCACAUACAGGUUGCUCAGCACCUAGAGAUGUGGCUCCUAUGUGCAACAUUUGUUUAACUGCAUCCUUGCAGAAGCAAAGCUGCAUUUUUAUUCGUUACAAUGAGGUACAAUUGUUUGAUAUUUCACUGUUUGUUCCCAUUAUUUGCCUUGUCUCAUAAAGUCAGACUACUGUCUUUUAAAAUGGGACUAAUGUGCUCUCUGCACAUCGACAAAAUACAUUUCCCACUCGGAGUGGGAGAUUUGCUUGAGUCCUCUAUCAUGCUAUGUGUCAUUUUAUUUUGUCAUAUCAAUAUUCAUGAUGAUUUUAUAAAAUGUCCCUGAAAAUUAGGUGAGAAAAUAUUUAUGAUUAAAAGACCCACACAGAAAGGUCUGUUUUUUGAUCAACUAGGGAACUGAAUCUGAUUGUUGAAUAUGUGACAAAUCAUAACAUUGAUGAAGAAAAUACAUAUAAAGAUAAGAUAUCGCAUUUAAUCAUAUCAUGCUUAUUGAUUGCAACAUUACCCACAAUGGCCUAAUACACCUUGAGUUAAUUUAACAGAGAACUUCCACACUAUAAAUGGUUAAGCUAAAUCUCUAAACAAUCAACUAACGUGGUAUCAUUCAAAAAUGAAAAUAUAUAUAAGACUUGAGAAAUGUAACUAAUUUCACUCCAACCGUAACUGAUUAUUUUACUUGCUUUAUUGCACCAUUAACACAUUAGUUAGCAUUUCAUGUUACCCUAUCUUUAAAUCGGAGUGUUGAUAUUUUGCUGUUGCACAAAUAUUGGUGGAGGAAGUUCAUGCUCGUACAGUUAGUACUGUAGCUUCAAGAUUGUUCCCCUCUCAGCUGUUAGGAAUUGCAAGACAUGUUUUUUUUUGUGUUGCGAUUUGAUGAAGCAGAACAGGAAGAAGCAGGACUUCUGCAAAAGCUGCAAUUCUGUUACAUAAUUCGGUUUUAUUUUGUCUUCAGGAAACAGGCUUUAACUCGGUGCAGUUUUCUAUGCAUUAAGAUUUCUAUGCAUGCAAACACUAGGAACGUGCACAUAUUCCUAGAUUAAACCCUUGAGGUUAAAAAAAAGGUUAGGCACAUAUCAGAAUGUAGGUUUUAGUGUUUUAAAGAUUUAGUUUUUACUUGAUUCGUUACUCAUGUUUUGAAAAACGGGGACGAUUUUGUAAUAAACUUUGUGAAGAUAGAACUGAAAUUACAUUUUCUCAUGACAUAAAGCCUUUAGAUGAUAAAACGUUAAGUUUGGAAACCGUUUUAACAUGCUUUUCUAGAUGGGAAUAGUUGUUUGUUCUUUUAUACAGUUGUUUACUGUUGCUGUGUGGUGUUCUGCAGUGUGUCAAACAGAAAUAUGAAUCUGAUCAAACAGCCUUCAAAUAAUACAUGUCUAUAAAUCACUUUUAUACUUGUCUUAUAUGGACGUUUUUAUUUGAAGGCUUUAAUGUUCAAACAUACCUUUAUUUCUCUAGUGUGUCUUCACUCCUCAUUUCAUGAUACUGACUUGGAAAUUCAGAAACAUUGCUUUGCUAUUCAAGAAAGAAUUUUCAAAUUAAAAAAUGUCUUCCAGUAUUUUAAAACCAUUUCAUGAAAUUAUAUUUUGAACAUUUGAAGAAGAUUAGGAAAAUGGCAAAUGACACUUAAACAGAGAGAUAUAUUGCCAAAAUACUGGGGGGUCAAUAUUUGUCUAUUUUAUUGUUGUUGAAAGGGAGUUUCUAUUCAAAGGCAUUGCAACAUGACUGCUGUAUAAUGCACUUUUUAAAGGGCUUUUUGUCCGUCUGUAUCCCAUGAGCCUAUGUGCCAGUUGAUGAAUGUUUUUUAUUUUUCUCAUUCAUUUGUUUCUAGUGAGAGUGUGAUGGUAGAUGUUUACUGCUGGAUUUGUCAGAGGGAAGCUUUCGCUCUCUGGCUUAACCUGUAAAUGAUUGAUGACAAAUGUUUAACUGAAAUAUAAUUUACAUACUAAGAAGGAUUAUAAUAGAAUGGAUUUAAGAUUGUUGACAAAUAAAUAAGGAUUG